This is a messenger RNA of Mya arenaria, 2237 nucleotides long. RefSeq lists its product as uncharacterized. Gene Ontology annotation, molecular function: oxygen binding; heme binding. The record is from RefSeq and is a predicted model, not a curated record. The transcript has 3 exons. NCBI's taxonomy places the organism in Eukaryota, Metazoa, Mollusca, Bivalvia, Myida, Myidae. The coding region runs from base 471 to 1049 and encodes 192 amino acids.
GUUGUGUUAUAUUUCCCAGAAGAAAAAAAAAGAACGUUUAGAUGAUGAAAAGUAUUGCAAAGAUGCAGCGACUGAGUUGACACAUUUAUUCCUGCAAGUGUUUGUAAAAACUGCGUUUUGUCCGGUAUAGGUGGACUUGUAUAAUAGUAAUAUUAUAGCACAAAAGGGCAUUUAAACUACGGAUAUAUUUGUACCACGUGGAUACAGGAUUAUUAAGUUAAGACCACAGCUUGGAGAUUAGACAAGUACAAGACUCGAUGGCUUUACAGAAUCAAUCAAGCGCAUAUGACUGUUCCAGUUAGCCAACAAAUUUGUCAAGGAUCGCUUCUGUACACAAACCGGAAAACUAUCUUCAAUUCGUAUGCAAAUGAUGGAUAAUAUUUUUCGUAAUCAACAUCGCGCGGAUCAGAAAUCAAACGUCGACAUGCCUCUUAAAAUAAUGUUUACUACAUGAUAACCAGUGGCAAAGAAUGGGUUGUGAGAACAGCAAAUCAGACAGCAACGACGAAGACGAGAUCCAAGAGCACGAGGAUGAGUUCAACGAGAAUAGGGUGGACUCAAUCAAGAGUACGUGGCCAAUACUGACUAGAGACAGGAUGCAGACUGGGUCCAAUUUGUUUCGACAUAUAUUUCUGGUGGAACCAAGAAUAAAAGCGCUCUUUAAACGAGACAGGAGCAUGACUGAUGAAGAAGUGCUACACAGUAUAGAGUUCAAACACCACGUUGAGAGAUUUAUGCAUUCCAUGGACCAGGUGGUAGAGAACAUUGACAAAGACAGAGAUAAUGUCGAACACAUGCUGUUGAUUCUAGGAGCAAAACAUGCAACAUAUGACGGUUUCAAGGAAGACUACUUUUCCGUUUAUGCAAACUGCAUGAUUGACACAUGGGAAAGCGUUAUAGGGGAGGAGUUUAUUAAGGAAGUAAGGGAGAGUUGGGAAUUGUUGGUUGCCUACGUCAUAAGGUAUAUGAGUGAAGGAUUUAAAAUGUAUACACAUGACUCCUGCGAAGAAAUUCAUAUGGAACAUCUCCAUGAAGAAGAUCCAGACUGAGUAGUAUUAACUAAAUUAAUUUCUUGUAUGGGUUUUGAUCCCGUAUGUCUUCUUGAGGCAUUUACUCAUUCGAUGACGUAAGAACUGUGGCUAUGUUGAUUUUAGGCAAGAGAAUCAUUUGCGUCGGUCAUUUAGAGAUCACCACGAUUUACAUCUCGUCAAAGAAAACUAAAACACAUACCUUGUAGCAUAUCAACUUCACUUACAUGAGUACCUUUCGUUAGACAAACAUAAUACAUGCGUUCAAUUAUUCUUUAAAACGGAUCACCACAUUUUGUCAUUUAGACAUUCCUUUAUUAUGAUGAUAUCGACGAACCCAUCAAAACAACACAGUAUCUAACAUGAUGUAUGUUUAACAAGCUUGACAAACGUCAGCAUGUCCACGUGGAAGCGGAACAAGGCACUGUGCAAUGACUAUGCCUCAGCAUUAACCGGCUGUCAUACUAUUCCCAUUUGACAACGUUAAGAGAUAUUAACGCUUCCUGUAUACAACAAGAAAGUUAAUGCGCGGUCACCGUUUUCAUGAUCUCCUCAAUACUAUUCACCAAUGUAUGUUUGCGCCAUUAUUGAACUGACCUGUACGUUUUCAAAACAAAGAGUUACAAUGACUGUUCUUAACAUUAAAAAUUGUUUAACGGCUUCUACUUUUAGUGAUAAAUUAUAUUUUGCGUCGAUGUAGGUUUUGUUCCACUGGUGUGAGCGUGUUACCCCGAAAGCGGAACAAUGCACAUUUCAAUGAGGAUGUAUUUGCAAUGACCAGCUGUCAUACCAUUCCCCAUUGAUAACGUUAACAAACACCAAUGCUUCAGUUCAAAACACGAGAGCAAAGUCGGUGUCGCCGUUUCCUAUGCUCUUCUCAAAAGUUUUCUUUAUUGCUAAAGUUUCCUUUUCGUUGUCAUCACAUGGAGCUGCAGUGUAUGUACCCUUAAAAUUGUAUAGCGUUUUCCACUUGAAUGUAAAUCUAUAUUUUGCAAGCUUAUUUUGCAUCAAUGUUUGAUCUUGUCCACAAAACCAUACUUGCACACAUUAAACUUGCACAUGUUUUAGCACUAAGUGACCUUCAAAUGUGUCUGUUUAUAAACAGUAAGUGUCAGCUACACUUGAUUAGAAAAGAGCUUCCUUGAUACAGGAAAAUAUCAUUAUUUGUGUGCUUUGUUUUCUUGAACUACUCCUGGUUGAAUUUGCAAU